This is a messenger RNA of Nymphaea colorata (pocket water lily), 2553 nucleotides long. Its product is annotated as pentatricopeptide repeat-containing protein At2g30100, chloroplastic. NCBI's taxonomy places the organism in Eukaryota, Viridiplantae, Streptophyta, Magnoliopsida, Nymphaeales, Nymphaeaceae. The transcript is spliced from 2 exons. The coding region runs from base 277 to 1839 and encodes 520 amino acids. Gene Ontology annotation, molecular function: protein binding. The record is from RefSeq and is a predicted model, not a curated record.
CCUCGACUCCACUGUCAAGUUUUGAGAUAAGCAUCAAAGGACGCAACCAGUCCACAAGAGUUCAUCGCUGAUUCCAUCGAGGCCUACGCGUUCGCUUCCCUCCCUCAUUUUCUGGGGGACUAAUUGAGAAGGGUUGUCGUGGGCAAUCACGUUCGUCCCUGCCAAGAAUCUCUUAUCUGUAAGUUUAUUUCCCUCUGUUUCUUCUGGUAUGAUGAUUCUGGCUUGUUUUCCCACAGAACCAUCAUUCCCGCUUUCUUUUGGCUGAGAACCCAAAAGAUGGCUUUAGCUAAUCGCGUGGCUUUCGUAGUAUUUCGGUCCCUAAAACCAUCGUCUUCCCUCCAAACCCCUUCGUCCCUCCCAUGGAACCCUGCUCCUCAAGUUGGUAUUCGUCGGAAUAAAAGAAUCUCUUCAGGUACUGCGACAAUUUCCGUCGUAGGCCGCCAUCGAUACCCGGGGUUCGUUUUCCCGGGAGAGGAUGACCGCGAAACCUGCGGGUUGAAAGCGGAGAGGAAACCUAGUGAAGCCCACGUCUUCGAACUGGAAGAACCGCUUCUGAGCGAGGGCAAGGAGGGGAUGAGUGAUGGGUUCUUGGAAACGAUUGAGGAAUUGGAGAGGAUGGUUCGGGAGCCCGCUGACAUACUCGAGGAGAUGAACAAUAAGCUCUCUGCGCGCGAGUUCCAAUUGGUAUUGGUGUAUUUCUCUCAAGAAGGAAGGGACUCGUGGUGCGCCCUCGAGGUUUUCGAUUUCCUUCGGAAGGAGAAUCAAGUCGACAAAGAGACGAUGGAGCUCAUGGUGUCGAUCAUGUGCAAUUGGGUGACUAAGUUGAUCGAAGCCGAUUGCGACGUUUCACAGGUAGUUGAUCUUCUAAAGGAGAUGGACUGUGUUGGGCUCAAUCCAGAGUUCAGUAUGGUUGAGAAGGUCAUCUCACUGUACUGGGAUAGAGGAAGGAAAGCAAAAGCUGUUGCGUUCGUUAAGCACGUUAUAGGGCAAGGAUUGAGCUCGUUUUCAGCCAGUACCGGUAAGCAGGGUCCUAUCGGUUACCUUGUUUGGAAGAUGAUGACUGAUGGAGAUUAUCGUGGAGCAGUGAAAUUGGUGGUCGAAUUUAGAGAAUGUGGGCUUAAACCAGAGAUCUAUAGCUAUUUGAUUGCAUUGACGGCCCUGGUCAAAGAGCAAAACGAGUUCUCGAAAUCGCUAAGAAGGCUAAAGAAACUGCAGAAUGAUGGUGUAAUUGCUGAUCUUGAUGUGGAAAAUCUCGUACUUGUGGAAAAGUAUCAGUUGGAGCUUCUAAAUUAUGCGGAGCAACUAUCGUCUUGGGCUAUUCAGGAAAAUCUACCUGAAUUUGAUGCAGUGGUUCAUGAAAAGCUACUGGCUUUGUAUGCUUGUGCUGGUCGAGGCCUUGAGGCAGAGCAUCAUUUAUGGAAAAUGAAGUUGGCUGGUAAGGAGCCUCAAAGAGAACUCUAUGGCAUUGUCUUAGCAGUUUGUGCAUCUGAAAGGAACGUUGGCUCUGUCCAACGCUUGCUAACAGGGAUGGAGAGUAGAGGUAUGUCUCCUAGAAAUAGAAAAAGAACCUUUUCAUGGCUGUUGCGUGGUUAUGUCAAAGGUGGCCACUUUGAGGAUGCUUCAAGAGCUCUGGUGUCCAUGCUUGAUCAUGGUUUGCAUCCUGAACAUUUGGAUAUUGCUGUUGUUUUGCAAGGUCUUAGAAAAACUUUGCAGAAUCGUGAAAACAUUGAGCUCUAUCUUGAUAUUUGUAAGCGUCUCUCUGAUGAAGAGUUAAUUGCACCAUGCCUUAUAUAUCUGCACAUAAAUGCAUAUAAGCUUUGGAUUGUAAGAAUGCUUUGAUGUAUAUAUGGCGAUAGAAGCUGGGAAUUUCACGUAGUUGCUGUCCAAGUGGCUGAUAGGCUGCAAACCACUGUGUACGUUCUGCAGCAACCGAGUUUCUUUAUUAGCAUUUGUUCUGUCUAUCUCUGUGGCUGGAUGUAUGUAACGAGACAGUGAAUAAAUUAAAUAAGAUCAAACAUUGGACUAGUUGGAGCUUUGAGAGGUGCUGCUUCAGGAGGGUUGAUAUGUUUAGCAGUAGAAAUGCUGACUUUUGUCUCCUGUUCCAACCAUGCUGAUGGGUAUCCAUAUGCAAAGUUAGUGCCGCAGGGAACAUGGCAUCAGGGAUCAGAUAUGGAAGCUGGAUUAGUUAUUUGCUCCCAUCUUGCCUACCGUGGAAUAAAUGAUGCAUAUGUGAAAUUUCAAGAGCUGGAACUUUACUUCACUAAUGGUGGCACUGCACGGUUUCAUAGAGUGCUCAAUGCAGAAUCGAAUCCUCCCAACAAGCAAACCCUCCUUCCCUAUCUUCAAUUCAUAUCAGUUGAACGAGUUUGCUUUCUUGCGUAAGGAUGUGUGUCUCGGAGCAAGUUAUCUGCAUGGAACUUCAUGCCCUGGAAGAAGUUUUCUUGUUUCCUUCAUGCUUCGGAAAGAUUGGAUAUGUCAAUCAUGAAUUCUUGUCAUUCAUCUUUCAUACUUAAUCCAUGUUUGAGUUGGCCAUAAGGUCAUUUCUAGUUUCAA